GCACAUUAGAAGAAUGUGUUUUGUUCUUGUUCUGUGGAUGAUGAUUGACAAGUGUGACUGCGUUUCAAAAAUAGAGCGAACUCUUGAAAAGCCAAGCAUAAAGCCCCUUUACCUGAACACCAGAACCAGGGAAACUACAGUGUUUGUAUACGGACGAUUUCAGUGCCCUGAAGAUACAAUUGCAGAUAUUGAUUAUGGGACCAUUUUGAAAUUUCAGAAAGUGUCGGACUCAAAGAAAAAUUCCACAGACUUCGAAUUGGUUUUGUUCCAUGACGCAAAAAUAUAUUUUCCCAAACUUACACUCCGCUCAAAAUCAACAUCGGAAUCACUGGACAUUUAUUUGAACGAUAUAAAGGACGAGAGCGUACAGAAUGAGCGUUUCGGAACAAAGUGCAAAAUCGGAAUUAGCAGUUCUUCUGAUAAUAAAACUUCAACGUUCACGUCUAUUGUUCAGAAUUGCGAGGAAUACGCCAUGUCCGAUUAUUUUAUCAUUGGAAUUAAUAAAUCUAGUGAGAUUUUGAGAUUUGAUUCAGACAUUUUCUGUUUUAAUUCAAAUGAAGAAAAUAUCAAAUAUUUUACAUCUAGGUGUUCAAAGAAUAUAUCCAGCGAACCCCAAUACGUAACAUUUCGUAAAGACAAAAUGGCAGCUGAUAAAGUUGACCUACUUUAUCUAAUUUACAUAUUCCAACCUGUUGGAUCUAAUUGUGUUCACCCAUGUAUAGCAGAUAAAGAACGAUGGUUUUUCACAAUCAUUUAGAUUUACUAAGAAAAAUAUAUUUGAAAAUAAAGUAUGAAGGUUGAACAGCAUCACGUCUCUUUUUUAAUGAAUUCUGAAGAAGACAACCAAUUGUG
Molecule: messenger RNA, 852 nt
Organism: Saccostrea echinata
Lineage: Eukaryota; Metazoa; Mollusca; Bivalvia; Ostreida; Ostreidae
Exons: 3
Coding region: 14-757 (247 amino acids)
Source: RefSeq, a predicted model, not a curated record